GUUGAUAUAGCCGAAUACUCGAUACCAAAGCUUCUGCCAAACCCCGCACUAGAUCGUCGCUUGUUUAUAUAAAAGGGAGAUGUGUACUGCAUCUGGCAUAUGGUGAGUGGGAGUGUAUCGUCCAGCUCACACACCCUUGAACCUUAGGACCCUGGGAGAUCUUUUUGUCUCUCUUGAUCUAGAUCUGACCAUGGCACCAGUCGCUAUUCAAGAGCCCGUGGCAGACACGAGCCGGAUUCUGGUCAAGCCAUGGACCCGACCAGCUCCUACUUCUGAAGACCUGGACUGGGCGCCGCUGGCCAAGAUCGAUCUCUCUCGCUUCGACGAGCCCGGCGGCAAGCAAGAACUGGCCAAACAGCUGUAUGACGCCGUGACCCGCGUUGGGUUCUGGGUCGUGGUCAACACGGGCCUGGACGACGAAAAGGUCCUCCGUCAGUUCAGCAUAGGCAACACAUUUUUCAAGCAGCCGCUCGAGGAGAAGCGAAAGUUCCCUUGCAACUUUGCCCAAGGCGAAUACUUUGGCUACCGGGAGAACUCGCGAUGGAUCGGCGACACCGGCGUCAAGGACAACGUUGAAAUGCUCAACAUCCCAAAGGACAUUCCGGCGCUGUCGCAUGUUCCCAAGCACGACAUCGUGCGGGACCACUACGACGAAAUCGCCAGCUUCCACCGUGAGGUCUUCGACAAGGUGAUCCGCAAGUUGUUGAUUCUCAUUUCCAUCAUCCUCGAGCUGCCCGAGGACUAUCUUCUCAACGCGCACGACUAUGACCAAGUCUCCGACGACCACCUGCGCUAUAUGAUCUACAAUGUGCGCACCCAGGACGAAUGGGAUCGCGCCCAAGGCUACACCAAGGGCGGUCACACGGAUUUCGGCAGUUUGACCCUGCUCUUCUCCCAGCACAUUGCUGGUCUGCAGAUUCGGACUCCCGAAGGCCAGUGGAAAUGGGUCAAGCCGGUCGAGGGGGGCAUCACAUGUAAUGCGGCCGACACCUUGACUUUCCUUACCAAUGGAUUCAUCAAAUCGACGGUCCAUAGAGUUGUGACUCCGCCGAAGGACCAGAUCAAUGUCCCGCGGCUUGGAUUGUUGUACUUCGUCAGACCAGGCGACAACACUCCUAUGAGAACCGUUCCGUCACCGCUGCUGGAGCGGCUGGGUCUGCUCAGGGAGGAGGACAAGGACCCCAACAGGCCAGUCCCAACGGGCACCGAGUAUGUCCGGGCGCGUGUCAAGGAUGUCCAUUACAAGGACGUGGUAGAGAAGCGCGAGGGUACGUCCUUCGAGUUCAAAGGACUGAAGGUGCAGAACUACUACGAGUAGAUCGUCUUCGUAGUGGGAAAAUCUCACGUAAAAGCCAUCAUAAAACUUGUUGUAUCCCUUCAUUGCUCUACCAGGACAGCUUCCCGUUGCUUCCAUAGAUUCAUUCAGACGCACAACCGGAAGACACUCCGUAAAACAAUGGCAUUGACGAGUCCAUAGACGCGCUAAUUUCGAGAUGAGGCUAGAGAACGUCGCGCCGUUGUCGAUCGGAGGGGAAGAAAACAUGACUUUGCAGAGGACAGCCGGAAGAGACGGCAAGAUGUCGUGACCGCCGCUAAAGGUGGAAAAGGCAUAGCUCAG
Molecule: messenger RNA, 1618 nt
Organism: Exophiala dermatitidis NIH/UT8656
Lineage: Eukaryota; Fungi; Ascomycota; Eurotiomycetes; Chaetothyriales; Herpotrichiellaceae
Product: gibberellin 2-oxidase
Exons: 3
Coding region: 191-1318 (375 amino acids)
Molecular function (GO): dioxygenase activity
Source: RefSeq, a predicted model, not a curated record